This is a messenger RNA of Phoenix dactylifera (date palm), 2454 nucleotides long. NCBI's taxonomy places the organism in Eukaryota, Viridiplantae, Streptophyta, Magnoliopsida, Arecales, Arecaceae. The record is from RefSeq and is a predicted model, not a curated record.
AUGGAUGAGAAGUCCACGCUUCCAUUCAUUGCUUUUGAGGACCUUCAGGAUAAUGUGGAAUUUGAAGAGGGAGAGUAUUAUUUUUCUGAAAAUGAUGUUGAAGAGCAUACACCCAAAAUGGAUGAAGCUACUCCACAACCGCUAGCUAUUUGUGCAGAUGGUGCUACUACUCCUAUGGCUAAUCAGUUGGCUAUUAAGGCAAAGGACUCGCUUGAGAAAAAGAAGAUGAAAGUGUCAAGUGGCAAGGGCAAGAAAGGGCGAAAAUACUACUCCCCGAGGAAGGGUAAAUGGAGGGGUUUGAAUGACCCUUUCAAGCAUUCAGAAGUGCAACAACUUAUUCGAAAGGAAAGAUUGUCACUUUGUGGUUUGGUGGAAACUAAAGUUAAAGAGAGAAAUAAAGAAAAGGAGGUGGAUGUGGUUCUUAUAAAUUCAUCCGACCAAGUGAUGCAUGUGCAUGUUAGGGAUCUUGCUAAGAAUUCCUCUUUCAUUGUCUCGAUUGUGUAUGGUGAUAAUUGCCCUAUUAAGCGGAGUGAAUUGUGGGCUGAUUUAGUUUCUCACAGUGUGGGAUGGGAAUCUUCUCCAUGGGUGCUCAUGGGGGACUUCAAUGCUAUAAAGUCACAAGAGGAGAUGGACAAGGCUCCUAUUAUGAAGAAGCUAGACCGGGUCCUUGCCAAUUUGAGAUGGGAGUGUGACUUUUCAGGCUCUAAAGCUUACUUUCCUCCCUCCGGUGUUUUGGAUCAUUCUCCAAUGGUGGUAACACUUGCUGCCUUACCUUCGCGAAAAACACCAUUUAAAUUCUUUGAUCUUUGGGCUGAGCAUCCGCAAUUUCUAUCCGUGGUAGCUAAAGCAUGGGCUAUAGAUGUAAAAGGAAGUCCGAUGUAUCAACUAUGCCAUAAAUUGAAGUAUUUGAAAGGGGAGUUGAAAAAGUUCAAUAUGGAGUUCUUUGCAAAUUUACCUCGGCGAGUGGUGCGAGCUGAAGAGGCUUUGGAGGAGAGUCGUAGCAAGAUCACAUCUAUUUCUACUGAUGAUGGGGCUCGGGUGGAGACUCCGGGUGAGGUCAAUGACACCAUUGUGCAGUUCUUUCAGAAUCUUCUAGGUUCUCAUACGGUUGCGGGUGUUGAUGAGGACAUGCUUCAGCGAGUCCUUCCAAAGCGGCUCACUGAGAUUCAGAGGGAGGAUUUAGAUCGAUCUAUUUCAGAUGACGAAAUAAGGAUGGUGAUGUUCUCUUUGAAGGACAACAAGGCUCCCGGUCCGGAUGGUUUUAGUGCUGGCUUCUUUAAGAAGGCUUGGAAAAUAGUUGGGGCAGAUGUUCAAAACCCUACCAAGGUAAAGGACUUUAGACCAAUUUCUUGUUGUAACACUGUUUACAAGUGUAUUGCAAAGCUCAUAGCAAAUAGGGUGAAGGUGGUACUUUCGAGAUUGGUGGGACCCUUUCAAACGGCCUUUGUUGCGAGUCGACGUAUUAGUGAUAAUAUUAUCCUCUGCCAAGAGUUAAUGCGGAACUAUCAUCGCUCAGGUGGCUCUUCGAGAUGUGCUCUUAAGGUGGAUCUAAUGAAGGCAUAUGACUCCGUUCAGUGGAAUUUUUUACUGGCUGUAUUACGUGUUAUGGGGUUUUCGGAUAGAGUUGUUAGAUGGAUUGCGGAGUGUAUCUCCACUACUCGCUUCUCCAUCUCUAUUAAUGGCGAACUUCAUGGAUUCUUCCCUGGGGGUCGGGGCUUGCGGCAAGGGGAUCCUAUGUCACCUUAUCUUUUUGUCCUAGCCAUAGAGGUCUUUUCGAGUCUGAUGGCUAAUAUGGUAAGGGACAGUGGUUUCAAGUACAAUUGGCAUUGUGAAAAGGAAAAGAUCUCUCACUUGUGCUUUGCAGAUGAUCUUAUGAUUUUCUGUAAAGCGGAUUUGGCUUCUGUGUCUUUGAUCGGUGGUUGUCUUCAGCAAUUUCGAGACAUCUCUGGGCUUAUACCAAAUCCAGAUAAGAGCAGCAUGUUCAUUUGUGGAGUGCCUUCCGAGCUUCGAAUGCAGCUUUUGGAUAUCCUCGGGUAUAAUGAAGGAGCGCUUCCAAUUAGGUAUCUUGGUGUGCCACUUAUAAUGACUAAGUUAAAGGCUACCGAUUGUAAGAAUGCCAAGGUUGAGGCUAUUAUUGACCGCCAGGAGUGGCACUGGCCUAUCUGUCGCUCCCCUGCAUGGCUUGAGCUCAUUAGUAGUACUCCUACUUCAUUCCGACCAGAUAGCAGAAGGCCGGAUGUCUUGCAGUGGAUUGAUGCUCCGAAGGGUUCCUUCUCUGUUCGUGGUGUUUGGGAGUCGUUGCGCCUGCGUCAUAGUAAAGUGGACUGGUGGAAGCUUGUUUGGCAUAGCCAAGCUAUUCCAAGGAUGUCCUUUAUUCUUUGGUUAGCCAUCCAGGAUGCCUUGUAUACUCAAGCUAAGCUUAUACGCUUUGGCAUUAUUCAGGUCGCCCAAUGA